CGCUAACGUUGACAAAAAAAAAGUCGCUAAGAAAUCAUCCGAUCAAAAUCUCAUUCCCUUCUUCUACUCAAACCCUAAUUUCUGCCUCCACGACUCCUUUUGAUUCGAUAGAGAUGUCACAGAAGGAGAAAGCAAUGGAAGCCAUAAAAGACGCUUUUCGAGCCUUGCGGAAGCGCCAUAUUCUGGAAGAAGGAGCUCAUGGUCCCGCCAUUUCUGCGCUCUCUAAACCUAUGAUUUCUCAGGGAUCCGAAUGGAAGGAGAAAACAGAAAAACUGGAAUUAGAGCUACAACAAUGUUACAAAGCGCAAUCCCGAUUGUCUGAACAAUUGGUGAUUGAAGUAGCUGAAUCCAGAUCUUCAAAGGCUUCUUUACAAGACAAGGAGUUGUUGAUUAAUGACCUGGAGAAAGACUUAUGCCAAACAAGGGAGGAGUGUACACGAUUACAAGAAGAGGUAGUGGAAAAGACCAAGACGCUGGAUUUGCUUAUUAGUGAAAACAAGGAAGUCCGAUCUCAUCUGGAGGAGAUGACAAACAGAGCUCAAAAAGCCGAGUCUGAGAACAAAAUGUUAAUUGAUCGGUGGAUGUUACAGAAGAUGCAGGAUGCAGAACGUCUGAAUGAGGCAAAUGCUCUCUAUGAAGAAAUGCUAGCUAAGCUUAAGGCCAAUGGUUUGGAAAAUCUUGCUAGGCAGCAAGUUGAUGGAAUUGUCCGACGCAAUGAAGACGGAACCGAUCAUUUUGUUGAGUCAACCGUUCCAUCAACAUGUAGCCACCGUAUCCAUGCUCACGAAGGUGGCUGUGGUUCGAUAGUCUUUGAGUACAACUCUCGUACUCUGUUUACCGGUGGACAAGACCGAGCAGUAAAAAUGUGGGACACCAAUAGUGGGUCUCUAAUCAAAAGCUUACACGGUUCCCUUGGGAAUAUACUUGAUCUAGCAAUAACCCACGACAAUAAGUCCCUGAUCGCAGCAAGCAGCUCUAACAAUUUGUUUGUGUGGGAUGUAAACUCUGGUAGGGUACGUCAUACUCUCACAGGCCACACAGAUAAAGUCUGUGCUGUGGAUGUGAGCAAGUUCUCGAGCAGACAUGUUGUCAGUGCAGCUUAUGACCGUACUAUUAAACUCUGGGAUUUGCAGAAAGGUUACUGCACUAACACCGUACUCUUUACUAGUAACUGCAAUGCGAUCUGCCUCAGCAUAGAUGGCCUUACGGUAUUCUCAGGCCACAUGGAUGGGAAUCUUAGGUUAUGGGAUAUUCAGACUGGGAAACUUCUGUCUGAAGUAGCUGGACAUUCUUCCGCUGUAACCUCUGUAUCAUUGUCCCGGAAUGGAAAUAUGAUCUUGACGAGCGGGAGAGACAACGUGCAUAAUGUAUUCGAUACACGGACUUUGGAAGUUUGCGGGACGUUGAGAGCAUCAGGGAACAGAUUAGCAUCGAAUUGGAGCCGGUCGUGUAUAAGUCCAGAUGAUGAAUACGUGGCUGCGGGAUCUGCGGAUGGAACGGUGCAUGUCUGGUCCAUAUCCAAAGGCAGUAUAGUGAGCACUCUCCGGGAGCAAACAUCUCCUAUACUGUGUUGUUCUUGGAGUGGGAUUGGGAAACCAUUGGCAUCGGCUGAUAAAAACGGGUAUGUCUGUACUUGGACUUGAUUGUUCGAUUACUCAAUACGUCUGGUCGUGUUCGUCUGAUGAAGUGUUUUUGUAUAUAAUUGGCUUUUAAUGUUCAUUUGUUUAAAAAAGAUAUACAAUAAACACCCAAUGCAAGUUUGCAUGGCAUUAUACUCAAACGUAUCGGAUGCUAAAUUUAGACUGUCUACAUCCACACUGGUUUUCGUUGUUAACCCCACAACUUCAUUAUAUAUUUUAAAAUCAAG
Molecule: messenger RNA, 1867 nt
Organism: Eruca vesicaria subsp. sativa (arugula)
Lineage: Eukaryota; Viridiplantae; Streptophyta; Magnoliopsida; Brassicales; Brassicaceae
Source: the annotation of a GenBank genome assembly